AUGCUUGGACCUCAAGGUACCUCCGGCAGCUGCGGAGAACCAGAAUCUACAUUUGUGACCAACAAGCUCAUUGAAAUGCAUGGGAAGUCUGGAAGGCUGGCGGAUGCUCAAGAAACAUUUCAAGCCGCCGAGCACAAGAACUGCUUUACCUGGGUGUUGAUGUUGUGUGCGUUUGCCCGGAACGGGCAACUGCAGCAUGCGAUAGAGCUGUUUGAAAGGAUGCCGGAUAAGAGCGUAGUUGCUUGGAACGCCAUGAUGAGCGUUUACAUCCAGUAUGGCCUUGUGGGUCAAGCAAAACAGCUCUUUGAUGCCAUGCUGCAGCGGGACGUCGUCUCCUGGAAUGCAAUGCUCGCAGCGUACGCCCGGAAUGGAUGGCUUGCAGAUGCAAAACUCUUGUUUGAUAGCAUGCCCCAGCGAAACCAGACCUCUUGGAACACAAUGCUCACGGCCCUUGCGCGCGGCGGGCUCGUGCAGGCUGCUGCGACGCUGUUCGAUUGCAUGCCAAAGCCGGACCUUGUGUCCUGGAACUCCAUGUUGGAUGUGUAUGGCCGCAACGGGGAGUUGGAGCGAGCCAAGGCGGUGUUUGAUGGAGCGCCAGUGCGAGACAUUGUAUCGUGGACAACAAUGUUGUCCGCGUACUUGCAUCUGGGUGAACCAAGCCAAGCGGCGCACUUUUUUCAGUGGCUCAUGCCCGAAACCAAUCUGGUUGCAUGGAAUGCAAUGCUAACGGCAUCCUCAGAGCCCGCCAUCCUCUUCCCGCAGAUGCCCGAGAGGGAUCUUGUGUCGUGGACGACACUACUGGUGACAUAUAGCCAAAGUGGUGAUAUUUCACAAGCCAGGAAGGUGUUCGAUAUGAUGCCUCAGCGAGACGUGGUGUCGUGGACUGCCAUGCUAGUAGCUUACGCCCAGGCGGGGAAUGUUGACUCUGCCGAGCGCUUAUUCGAGGAGAUGCCAGUGACAAAUUUGGUAUCACUCAAUGCAAUGUUGAUGUUGCGAGCGGCAGCAGCUCGACGAGUGACCAUUGUUGAGCUCUUGUUUAGUCAUGGGAUGCCGGAGAGGGACAUGGUAUCGUGGACAACCAUGCUUGCAGCAUAUGGUUCCAGAAGUCUUGUAGAGGCAGCAAAGUUCACGUUUGACACAAUGCCACAGAGGGAUGCGGUGGCUUGGAACGCAAUGUUGGCUGCUUUCUUUCAGGGUGGGUAUUUAGCGGAGGCUGUUUCCCUGUUCGGCAGUAUGCCCCACAGGGACGUGGUGUCGUGGAACUCUAUCUUAGCUGCACAUGCCCAGAACGGGCAAGUGGAGACAGCACGCCGUGUGUUUGAUUCCAUGCCUCAAUGCAAUGCUGCAUCAUGGAGUGCGACACUCUCGGCUUAUGCCCGCAAUGGACAGCCCAGUGGAGCGUUUCGUGUGCUUCACGAGAUGAUGGCGGCCGGCAUGGCUGUGGAUCAAGGGUGCUUCGUCUCCGUGUUCAUUGCUUGCAGCCACACUGGGAAGUCCACCACGGGAAGGCGCUGCUUCGACGUGAUGGUGUGCGAUUGCGGGAUUGCGGCCACGAGAGAGCACUACUGCUGCCUGGUUGACAUGCUGGGGCGUGCCGGGCAUGUCCAAGACGCCAAGGAUUUGAUACAAAGCAUGCCAUUUGAGCCGGACGGCUUCCAAUGGAGAUGCUUGCUAAACAGCGCAAAAUCAAGUGGCUGGUCCAAGGUUCAAGCCCAGCCUCCAACGCUUAAUCCGUUUCCUCGGCAGCCAUUGGCUGGUAUUUUGCCGCGAAUGCGUCCCAUUGGCUAA
This is a messenger RNA of Selaginella moellendorffii, 1788 nucleotides long. Its product is annotated as pentatricopeptide repeat-containing protein At4g02750-like. Gene Ontology annotation, biological process: RNA modification. Gene Ontology annotation, molecular function: RNA binding; protein binding. Bases 1 to 1788 code for a protein of 595 amino acids. Lineage: Eukaryota; Viridiplantae; Streptophyta; Lycopodiopsida; Selaginellales; Selaginellaceae. The transcript has a single exon. The record is from RefSeq and is a predicted model, not a curated record.